Messenger RNA from Ramularia collo-cygni, 915 nucleotides. RefSeq names its product related to signal sequence receptor alpha chain. The coding region runs from base 1 to 915 and encodes 304 amino acids. Gene Ontology annotation, cellular component: endoplasmic reticulum membrane; endoplasmic reticulum. The transcript is spliced from 3 exons. The record is from RefSeq and is a predicted model, not a curated record. NCBI's taxonomy places the organism in Eukaryota, Fungi, Ascomycota, Dothideomycetes, Mycosphaerellales, Mycosphaerellaceae.
AUGGUCUCUUUCAGGUUUGCGGCAUUCGCCGUAGCUGCUCUUAGCGCCGUCAAUGUCAUCGCCGCCGAAGAUGCCGAAACCGUAAAGGUUGAGGAAGCCGUCCCUAAAGCAAACCCCAACAUUGGCGACGUGAAAUGGGAGGACAUGGCAAAGUACGCGGAGACGGGCGAACAGCAGUGGGAAGACAAGAGGAAUGAGCUGCCGCUCAGCGUGGACGUCAAGGUCACAUUUCCCGAGGCCGAGAUAUUUGGGGUGAAAAUGGUCAAUGGCCGUCCAACCCGCGCUCUGCUCCACGUCACCAACAACGAGGAGGUUCCCGUCAAUGCUCUCAUCGCCAUUGGUGCUCUCUUGUCACCUUCGGGCACUCCUGGCGCUCCGGACCCGCCGGUGGUGAUCAGGAACUUGACAGGAGCCAAGUUCGACACUCUGGUCCAGCCAAAGACCACCGAGCUUCUCACUUAUGCUUUCGCGACCGAGAUGCACCCUCAGGAUGUGACUCUGGAAUUGACGACCAUGAUCUCUCGCGGUCCGAGAAUCUUCACCGUGACUGCAUUCAAGGAGACCGUGUCCAUUGUUGAGGCUCCCAUUAACAUCUGGGACCCUCAGAUCAUCUUCCUCUACACCUUCCUCCUCGCUGCGUUCGGUGGUACUUGCUACUUCAUCUACAACACAUGGAUCGCAACUCUAUUCCCCCAGAAGAAGCGUGGCGGCAAGGGUGGUGAGCGUGCGAAGCGUUCAUCUGGAGGCUCCAAGCCAGUCGAUCCAUCCGAAGCUGUACCGGUGCUUGACGCCGAUGGCCCAGCGGUCACAACCGGAUCAAAGGGUUACGAUGAGAGCUGGAUCCCAGCCACGCAUUUGCAGAGACCGCAGGCGAAGCGUGUUGGGUCCGGAAGGCCAAAGAGCAGAGCUGCAUAG